Linum trigynum is the source of this 5482-nucleotide messenger RNA. Lineage: Eukaryota; Viridiplantae; Streptophyta; Magnoliopsida; Malpighiales; Linaceae. The record is from the annotation of a GenBank genome assembly.
CCAAUAUGCAGUUAGUGAGUUACCCACUUCAUGAUUGAUUCCAGAAAUAGAAUAAGAUCCACCACUCCAUCAGAUAUAUUUUUGGAACAAGAAUCAUAUUUCAAGAGAUUAUUAAAAAAAAUAGACGAUAAAUACUUCACCAGUAUCACCUGAGUACAACCCCUUUUCUAUUCAUUCAUUAUUUGUUGCUAGUACACAGAGGAAUAAAGGUCUGAAACUUUUUUGGUUUAUUUCCCAAAACUUAUAUUAUUCUUAAGGGGCCAGGGGGGAAAGCUAAAUGAAGACUUACCUCUUUAUCAGGUGGAACUGGCAAUCCAUCAAAAAUCCCCAUCCUGAUCCUUUCGCAUCAACAGCUAGGUUGUAAUCAACUCAUGUGCACGUUCGAUUUCUUCUUCUGACAGUGAAUAGCUCCGCCUGGAAGAAAGAAACCAAAAGCCUAACAAUGUAACAAAUCUCAAACUAGACCCAGAAAUGAAACCCGUAGACACACCAUUCCCUAAAAGCAUUAACCAUUUAUUCACAGAAUAUGCAUCAUCCUGCGGAGGCAUUAAUCUUACACAGCCAGAAAUUUGUUUCAACCAAUUAACUGAAAAGUUAUGUUUGUUCCAGAUAUGCUGGUCAUUACUUUGUCUAAACUGCUUCUUGAAUUAGUUCAAGUAGAGUGAACAUCCUGACAAGUAUAUACUAAGCCACAUACUGCCUAGGAAGAGCGUAUGCGCAGAGAAAACAUUUCAACAGCAAACUGUGAGGGAGUAACUACUAGAACUGCAAUACUUCACAGCACCAAGAUUGAAGAACCAGCUUCGUUCUCUCAAAAACUGAAAACUAGAAGGGAACACAGUAACGAAGUCUUGCUUUCCAUUGGCCCUCACCGCCAAGACUUCUCAGAUCCAGUACGCAAUGACCAGGCACCAUCUAAUUCUCAUCCAAGAGAGAUCGAACGGCCUAAUAGAUACCAAGCGAUAGCCACAAUUGCUACGCCGGAAACAGCCAGAUAGUUAUGAUGGUAUCGGGAUUGCUGCAACCAGCAGCAUAAUUGGAAAAUUCUAAAACGGCUGCCAAUUCAGAUCAACAUGGGAACUGAGAAAGACAGCGGCGGCAAAACAAGGAGCCGGCCGUCCUCCACCGAACUUCAACGCAAUGAGAAAACGCUAACGAAUCGCGAAUUCACUAGUGAGGAGAGAUGAAAGAUUACAGUAUUCCAGGCAACUCACCUAUUCGACGAUUACAAGUGGCGGCCGUCACGUCGCCCCUGCACUGGAGAUAGUGAAGCAAUCUCGCCGGAAACAAGCAAGGAGAAGGAGACGAAGAGGAAGAGGAAGAAGAAGAAGGUUAGAAGACGACAAUGGCGAGAAACCGAGACAGACAGAGAGAGAGAGAGAGCUGAAUGUGGAGCGCGAUCCACCUCUCGGCCUGACCUGGAUUGCUGCUUUGAAUUUUCUUUUCUCCUAUUUCUAUUUUUAUUUUUACAGUAUUAUCAUUUUUCUUUCGGUCGUUUUUUCUUUGGAUUAAUUUGGAAAAAGUCUCUAGCUCUAGAGGUCGUUUUGACAAUGAAGAAAGUUCAGGGGCUGAAUUAGCAAAACAAAACAAGCUCGGUCAAUUACGUAGCAGCGAAGAGGAAAGGACUAGUCUCCGCCACCGCCUGCGUGCGUCGCCACUCAUAGCUCGGCCACCGUCUCUGGGCCUGCGACCACCGGAGGGAAAGUAACGGGAAGAUGAAUUCGGCGCCACCAACGACGGAUGAAUUUUCCUCCCUACCGCUAGAGUUCGUCGAUUUCCCUCCUCUUCCUAGCCUUUGCUCCAAUCCCAUUCCAACUCCAUCCCCAAACCCAACUUCAAGCGUCGACUCCGAUGCAUCUCCUAACCCCAACCAAUUCCUCUCCUUCUCCAUACCCAAGAAACGCCGCCGUGGCCGGCCCACUCGUUCUGCGUCCGGUGUUCCUACUUCCUUUCGAAUUCCACAGGUUCCCUUUUUACCGCGCAGCGGGGAGAGCAUUACUGGCCCUAAUCCGAAUUCCAGCUCGUUAAACCCUCCAAGGCCGCCGGUUCCCGACGUUGCUGAGGAGAUCAUCGUUAUAAACAGAGAAGCCACAGCGGAGGCGUUAACUGCACUCUCUGCUGGGUUCCCCGCCGAUUCUUUGACGGAGGAGGAAAUUGAAGCUGGCGUGCUUCCGGUGGUAGGUGGGAUUGAGCAGGUAAAUUACACGCUUAUUAGAAACCAUAUCAUUGCAAAGUGGCGAGAAAAUAUAAAUGCCUGGAUUACGAAAGAGAUGUUCCUGAAUUCUGUGCCAGCGCAUUGUCAUGGACUCUUGGAUUCUGCUUAUGAUUACUUGGUUUCCCGUGGGUACAUUAAUUUCGGCGUCUCGCAAGCCAUUAAAGAGAAAUUUCCCUCAGAGUUUGGUAAGGCAAGGGUGAUCAUCAUUGGUGCUGGGUUGGCUGGGCUGGCUGCAGCAAGGCAGUUAAUGAGGUUAGGAUUUACGGUCACAGUUUUGGAAGGAAGGAAACGGCCCGGUGGGAGAGUUUACACUAAGAAAAUGGAAUUGGAAGGGGGUGGAGCGAAUAGAGUUAGUGCUUCAGCAGAUUUAGGAGGAAGUGUGUUGACUGGAACUUUGGGUAAUCCUUUAGGAAUUCUAGCAAGACAGUUGGGGCAUAGCUUACACAAGGUGACUGAUAAGUGUCCUCUUUAUGCACCUGAUGGGAAGCCAGUUGAUCUAGAUACAGACAUGAAGGUUGAGGCAGCAUUUAAUCGAUUGUUGGAUCAGGCAAGCAGGCUGAGGCAGUUGAUGGGGGAUGUCUCUGUUGAUGUAUCGCUAGGAGCAGCCUUAGAGACCUUUAGGCAGGUAUAUGGAGAUGCUGUGAAUGAGGAGGAGAUGGGCUUGUUCAAUUGGCACUGUGCUAAUCUGGAAUAUGCCAAUGCCGGUUUAUUGUCAAAACUUUCCUUAGCAUUUUGGGAUCAGGAUGAUCCAUAUGAUAUGGGAGGGGAUCACUGUUUUGUCCCUGGGGGGAAUGGAAGGUUGGUCCACGCUUUGGCCGAGAAUGUUCCUAUCUUGUAUGAAAAGACUGUGCACACCAUCAGGUAUGGUAGUGAUGGUGUGCAGGUUGUUGCUGGGAGUCGGACUUUUGCGGGUGAUAUGGUAUUGUGUACAAUACCUCUUGGGGUUCUGAAGAGUGGGUCGGUAAAGUUUGUUCCAGAAUUGCCACAGAGGAAGCUUGAUGGAAUAAAGAGGUUGGGGUACGGAUUGUUGAACAAGGUUGCAAUGCUUUUCCCUUAUGUGUUUUGGGAAAAUGAUCUUGAUACAUUUGGGCAUUUGACUGAUCAUUCAAGCAGACGAGGAGAGUUCUUCUUGUUCUACAGCUAUGCCACUGUUUCUGGCGGACCACUCUUGCUUGCACUAGUAGCAGGAGAAGCUGCCCUAAAGUUCGAGAGUAUGCCUCCAGUGGAUGCUGUGUCUCGUGUUCUUCAGAUUCUAAAAGGUAUUUAUGAACCACGAGGAAUCAAUGUCCCAGAGCCUAUACAAACUGUAUGUACAAGAUGGGGUAGUGAUUCCUUAUCUCUGGGGUCUUAUUCCAAUGUGGCUGUUGGAGCAUCCGGAGAUGAUUAUGAUAUAUUGGCAGAAAGUGUGGGAGACGGAAGACUUUUCUUUGCUGGGGAAGCCACUACUAGGCGGUACCCUGCGACUAUGCAUGGAGCUUUUCUUACUGGCUUGCGGGAAGCUGCUAAUAUUGCGAACUUUGCUAGUGCUAGAUCCUCAAGGAUUAAGCUUAAUCGUACCCCCUUUAAGAACUCUCAUGCCUGUGCUUCACUUCUAGCAGAUUUAUUUAGGGAGCCUGAUCUAGAAUUUGGUAGUUUUGCUGUUAUAUUUGCUCGAAAUGAUUCGGAUCCCAAGUCAGCAGCAAUUUUGAGGGUUGCAUUAAGUGACCCUCAGAAGAGGAGUCGUGAAGGUGCUAGGCCGGAUCUACAGCAUUCCAAUAAGUUACUCUUUAAGCAGCUGCAGUCACACUUUAACCAGCAACAAGAGCUUCAUGUGUACACCUUAUUAUCAAAACAACAGGCACUUGAGCUGAGAGAGGUCAGAGGAGGUGAUGAUGUGCGGUUGAGUUACCUGGAUGAGAAACUUGGGGUAAAGCUAAUUGGAAGAAAAGGUUUGGGGCCUACAGCUGAUUCUCUCAUUUCUUCCAUCAAAGCCGAGAGGGGCAGUCGCAAGGCAGCUUCUACUUGUUUAACUCUAAAACCAGGAGGAACUUCCAAGCUGAAAACGGGUACUUUAAAGCGAAAAUUGGUCAGGAGGGCGAAAAUAGUGAGCAACAGUAAGUUGGCACGCCCCUUCAAUUCCAACAUGGUAAGAGUAAAAGUUUCUGAAGGAAUGAAGGCAACGAAUCAUGCUCCUUGUGAAAUCGGUAUAGAGGAUAAUAGUAACACCUGAAUUGCAUGGGACAAGACCAAGUGGCAUGUUGAAGGCACCUUACAGCUGAGGUAAGAAAUCCUAUACUGCUACCAACAUUUGUCUUACAGAUCUCUGUCUGGUACUUGCUAAUACUGAUUGAGAAUCUCUAAUGGGUGAUGGUGCUUUCUGUACCCUCUUUCCCUCUCUGUGGACAUGUUCUGAUCAUUGAUUACACUAUAAAUCAGUCAUCACAUUUCGAGACGUGGAUUAUUACUUUACUGGGACUUAUUUUGACAAUCGAGCAGGUCCAGUCCGUGGAUCUGUCACCGGAGAGCAAUACUGCAACAGAUCCUAGCGCCUCUUGAAUCUGUCAACUAGCAGAUAUCAGGAUCUUCACUGGACUCGAACAAUUGAAGGAAGUUGUGGAAUACAGUGGUAGUGGGAUAUAUGGUUGGAAAUGGAAAUUCCUUGGAGCUGCUCCAGAAGUAACUCCUGGUGAAGUCCAACUAUGGAGGAGACUGUAACUGAUUAUGUACCAGUUGAGUCUCUAUCGAUGCUCAUUGUGGAUGCAGAGAGAGACAUUAUGAUGAUUUGGGCGGACCUCCACCGAGGAUUCGACAUUGAUGAGGUCCAACGAUUGGUCAGACGAGUUCUUAGCUCAAUGAUGAGUUGCAACUUGCAACAUCUGCUGGUGUUGAAGGUUUACUGGUUGCGAUUCACAUUCUCAUGUGGCGAUGCAACACUUGAACGUAGGGAUACAACUUCUGAAGACAUAGCAACCAAACUAGUUUGUGUUUCAAUAGCUAGUUGUAAGUGUUGCCUACUUAGUAUUGUAGCUCACAUUAUGAUACACAUAUUUCUUCAUACUUGUACUUGCGAUGAUUGAUAUUAUUACUGACAUAAAUAUGAGUAUAUUUUUAGGGUCAAUGACAAAAAUAAUAGUUUCUGCAAAAAUAUUACUGAAAUUAAUACAAAAAAAAAAGUCUCAUUUUGAUCAUAGACAUCCAAGAAGGUUCAAAAUCAAAAGUCGGAAAAAGUGCAACAAUCACGUGCGCGAUAGUCAACCAGUAGACGAACAAUGAAUAAGAGACUUUUUU